UGCCACAGCCACUGCCAGUUGGCAAUUGUCGGCGGUGGCGAUCGGUGUUCAGUUUUCGGAGAUCGGUAGCGGAGAACGUGGUGGUCAGGGGCGAGGCAAAUUAGUCAGAGACCAGAAGGAGUGCAGAUCUUAGGAGGUUGCGAGCUCGCGAAAUUCUUUUGCAUCAAAAAAGCUUAAGCAUGAGUGAUGAGACAACUAUUAGCCUGGAGGGCGGCUAUCCCCCCCUGGAGGCGUUGACAACUAUGGCUCCCCCGACGGACGCGACCGGUUUCUCGCAGUCGCUUUUGACCUUUGCCGCGGUCAUGACCUUUCUCAUAAUGAUUGUCGGCAUAUGCGGCAAUCUGUUGACCGUGGUGGCCCUGUUGAAAUGUCCCAAGGUGCGCAACGUGGCGGCUGCCUUUAUCAUCAGCCUCUGUAUUGCCGACCUGCUCUUCUGCGCCCUGGUGCUGCCUUUCCAGGGUCUGCGGUUCGUCCAAGGAACCUGGCGACACGGCCAGGUGCUGUGUCGCCUCAUUCCCUUUAUCCAAUACGGAAACAUAGGGGUAUCCCUGUUGUGCAUCGCAAUGAUCACGAUCAAUCGGUAUGUGAUGAUCACGCACCACGGACUUUAUGCCAGGAUCUAUAAACGCCACUGGAUUGCGGUGAUGAUCGCCGCCUGCUGGCUGUUCUCCUACGGCAUGCAGCUCCCAACGCUUCUAGGGGAGUGGGGUCGCUUUGGCUACGAUUCGCGCUUGCAAACCUGCUCCAUCAUGACCGACGACCAUGGGCACAGCAGCAAGACGACGCUGUUUAUCACCGCCUUCGUCAUCCCUUGCCUGGUAAUCAUCGCCUGCUAUGCCAAGAUCUUCUGGGUGGUCCACAAGUCGGAGCAGCGCUUGAAGCGCCAUGCCACCAAACAGAACUCCAUACCUAACAACUUGCGUCCGCUGGCCACUACGGGAUCAGGAGCCCUGCCCUCCGGCGCGGAGUGCCAGCCAAGCAAUCGCGUUUCCUCGGACAGCAGCAGUAGCUUCUCCGUCGAUGUGCCGGAGACAGCGCCCAGCGGCAAACAGCAGCCCACCCGAGUCAAGGAUCAGCGCGAAGUGCGCGCCAAGCGGAACGAGUGGCGCAUCACAAAGAUGGUGCUGGCCAUCUUCUUAUCCUUCGUCGUCUGCUACUUGCCCAUCACAAUUGUUAAGGUGGCCGACAAGAAUGUGGAGCACCCCAGCCUGCACAUCUGCAGCUACAUCCUGCUGUACCUGUCGGCUUGCAUUAAUCCGAUCAUCUAUGUCAUCAUGAACAAGCAGUAUCGCAAGGCCUACAAGACGGUGGUGUUCUGCCAGCCCGCCCGUCUUCUGCUGCCCUUCGGGAAGCCCAAUGGCGCUAGCAGUGCAGCAGAGAAAUGGAAAGAUACCGGGUUGAGCAACAACCACAGCCGCACAAUCGUCUCCCAGAUGUCGGGGGGAACGGGGGGAACGGGAGCGGCCCCGGGAGCAGGGACACCAAUGGGAACGCCAACAGCUGCGGUGGUGCAGGUGCCACAGAAAAUCCAACAAACCCAAGCCUUGGAGAUGCUGUCGCGGGGACCGGACCUAAUCAGCAAAUCGAAUCUCCCGCCGCCGACCGUUACGCCUCCGCCUCCCUCGGUCCUCAUGGCGACGCCCAACGGAAGCAACAGCAACAGCAACAGCAGCCUCAGCCUGCGACUGCCGCUCAAGAAGAACAAUCACUCCUACACCAACAGCGGCUUCAACAGCAGCACUUCCAGCCCCAGCAGCGGCUUGGGGAUCGGGAUCAGCAGCAGCUCCAUUUACCGGCCCGGAGUUGGCUCACUGGGGAGCGGCUCCGCCUCGAUCCGUCGCAUAACAAUGGUGGGGGACGACAUAAUACUGGAGGAAGAGGAGCUGCCGCCCACGCCGCCCACGCCUCCGGCGACCUCGGCGCCGACAACGCCGGCUCCUCCCCCGCCCUCAUCACAAAUGCAUCCGCUCUCCACGGAAUCAAGAACAACAACAACAACAACAAGCGGCGGAUCAGUGGCAACGGGGAGCAGUGCACAAAAGGCGACGACACCAAAGCCUCACAUCUACAUGAAUGUCGACAGCCCGAAGAGAAACCAAUACUACAUGGAACGUAAUACAAAUGCCGGAGCACCGGAAAGUGACUCAGGUCCGGCCAACACAUCCGCAACCGUCUCCAUAUCCGGCUCCAAGCUGACGGCUAAGAUGAAAUUCCCAAAAGACUAACGAAAUGCUUUAAUUCCAAAAUCAAAACAAAAAACUUGUAGUCCUUGUGCUACUUUCGUUAUAAACACAAAUUUUCCAGGAAUCGUAGAACGGGAUAUCGUAAACGGGUGGCGAAUAUCGUAAAUUCUUCCCCUUACAUUGAAAACAGAAGCAGUUGGUCAAGCAACUCCAACCAUAGGUGGCGUUGUAGUUCAAUAUCGUAAGCAAUUGUUCUAUACAAAUUAGUUUAUUCUAAGAAUUGUGCCAUAAAUUAAUUUUAGAUUCCGUUGUAUUCCUCAUUUCAAAGUUGAUUGUACACUAAACAUAAUUUUUAUAUCGUAAAUCAAAUUGUAUGCUUUACCCAGCAUUCGGUUCUAGCUAUACUGACCUCUAAAAUAGUUUGAUUAUAGUCAAACAUUUUUAGAUUGACCUAUUACUUUUCGCCCUAAUAUUCUUAUUCCGCCCUUUAUCGCAUAAGCCUAAGCAUGGAUUUUCAAUUAACCUCCCAAAAUCCUUACACAUGUUACACCACAUAGUAAUAGUUUUAGUUUGUAGAUAUUUAUGGUCGCUCACGCUUAGUAUUAACCCCUUUUCUUUCUACCUUAUAUGCUAACUUUCCCGUUAAAGACACCAGAUCGUGGCUCUAUACGAGUGUAAUUCUACUUGGAACCCAUGACAUUCCUUUAAUUGUUUUUCACUACUGUCAACACAAACAUUCCAUUCCAACGUAGGCCUAUUGUUAGUCCCACCACGACCAUUCGAAAGACCACAGAAGCAAAUACAAUAUAAACAUAAUUGUUUACAUAAAUACAAAA
Messenger RNA from Drosophila erecta, 3019 nucleotides. It is a transcript of the gene moody, whose product is annotated as G-protein coupled receptor moody. Gene Ontology annotation, molecular function: G protein-coupled receptor activity. Gene Ontology annotation, biological process: G protein-coupled receptor signaling pathway. The coding region runs from base 180 to 2225 and encodes 681 amino acids. The transcript is spliced from 5 exons. Lineage: Eukaryota; Metazoa; Arthropoda; Insecta; Diptera; Drosophilidae. The record is from RefSeq and is a predicted model, not a curated record. Gene Ontology annotation, cellular component: membrane.